AUGGUCGAGCUGUUUCGCCAAGCGCAGAGCAUUCGUCAUUUCGCAUCAGGCGGCCGGCGGCGGUACCAGGCUCCAGCUAAAGCCCGCCAGUCGUGCUGCUGUGUUCGCUGUAAGCCUGGGGAUCGUGUGAAGAAGGGGUGCCUAAGAAGCGGGACUCCCAAUCGUCAGCUUUGCCAUAAGCGCAUGAGCAGAACAUUCAUUUAG
Molecule: messenger RNA, 204 nt
Organism: Purpureocillium lilacinum
Lineage: Eukaryota; Fungi; Ascomycota; Sordariomycetes; Hypocreales; Ophiocordycipitaceae
Source: RefSeq, a predicted model, not a curated record